Molecule: messenger RNA, 2898 nt
Organism: Corticium candelabrum
Lineage: Eukaryota; Metazoa; Porifera; Homoscleromorpha; Homosclerophorida; Plakinidae
Exons: 5
Coding region: 34-2898 (954 amino acids)
Biological process (GO): regulation of apoptotic process
Source: RefSeq, a predicted model, not a curated record
AGUAAAUGAGUAGAAGUGGAGUGCUCGUAGAAGAUGUCGGAUGAUUGGGAAAAGUAUGUUGUUCCUCAUCUUGUUGAGCUAGUCAAAAUAUUGCAGCCAUCGUGUUUUUUGGAUCACUUGCGAGCAGACGGCUUACUUAGUCGAGAGGAAUGCGCUACACUAACGAAGUCAUAUCAGACUGAGGAAUCACGUUCAAGAGCGUUACUAGAAGAUUUCUUACCGCGGAAAGGACCCGACGCGUUGACCAGAUUUUGUAGCAUUUUGCGAAAAGUUGGACAAGAACAUGCUGCUGAACUAAUUCAAGGUAAACGGUCAGUUGAGCAGGCAGCAAGCAGCCACGGAUCCGUGAAAAGAAAGCGGAGUCUUUCAAAUAAUGCCAAACGAUUCAGAGACGCUUCAAAGGUGGUGAAGUCGACAUUCUGUUUUAGACAGGAGGACGAAGACAUCCUCAAGGACCGCGAGGAUACAUUGCGUGCUAUGUGUCGUACAUUUUUUGGCGUGGAAGAAGGCGAGGUGGAAUUUAUCUACCAGAAUGAGUCUUCUCAAUGCUACAGCGACACUAGCUCAAAACUUGCUACGUUGAUUCUUCACAGCGUUCAACCAGACCUAGUUCAGAGCUAUCGAGAUAGAAUGAUUGAGUGUGUUGUCGCAUUUCUUGAGGAUGGUGGUCGUAAGAAAGUAAAUCGGGAACAGAUUGAGCUCCUAAGCGUUAUGCCUGGAUCUUCAGUUAUUGUUUUCCGUUUUAGCUUUGAGAUUUACUUUCAAUUUCUUUGUGCUUUGGGUAGUCCAAAAUACACAAUGCUGGGUGCCUUGCUAAGAAAAUUAUUUUCAAACCUAGAGUCAGCUGAAUUUAUAAUUGGUGCUCUUCCACCUAUUGACUUGUUCAUAGGUGACAGACAGAAAGUUUCUAGACAGGAAUCUUCUGAGUCUGUUACGCACGUCUCAUCUGUUCUAUCAAGGUUUUCAUCAGAGAAAGCUACGAUUUUGCACCAACUACAAAACUGUCUCCAGUCUGCGAUCAACGUUUUGAUAUCUGAUCGAGUUGUUAGUGAGGAAGAUGUAGCAGAUGUUAUUAGCAUCUUACAAGAACUAGAUGAUCCCGAAAUAGCAACAGAAGCUCUUUACGAUGUCGUCCUCGAGAAGGCCGAAAGCGACCCCAGCAUUGUGGUGGCAUUUAGAGAGUCUAUUGGCAAAGUGACCCCGACUAUUUGCGGCUCAUCUCCACGUUUAACCUGGCAACAGCUGAAACGAAAACGAGAGGCCGUUGUGCAAACAUUAGACACGAGUGCUGUUGAUGCAUGUGUUGAGAAGGGUGUCAUCACACGUCAACAGUAUCAGGGUCUGACAAAGCUCAAGCAGAUGGGAAAGCCUUCCCAUGUUGUUGCUGACAGAUUUUUCCAUGUAUUGGAGAAGUUGUCUGAGGAUGACCAAGGCUCACAGUUGGCAGAAUUUGAGAAGAUUCUUUCGGACAAGCAGCCAAACUUACUGAAGACAUUGCUAGAAGCCGAUCAAAAUCAUCAUACGAAUGAUAGUAUUGAGACGAUUGGCAUUGGUAGCGACUUGGGAUCUCAGACAGCAGCAAGUUAUAUUUCGGAUAAAUCUGCUGCAAUUUCAACGGCAAACACUAGAGACGAAGCAUCGUCUUCUAAUGAGCCGAUACCUUCAGAUUGUAGUCGGCAGUCUCACUUCAGUAAUGCAGUAGAAAAUGUUACGCAUUUAGGAAGACGUCUUGAAUCUGACAGUGAGCGACAAUUGAGAAUGAAGCAGCAAUUCUACGAAAUGAUGAUCGGAGAUAGUCGUCCUAAUUCUACAAACGAUGACAGUCUUUUCACAGUUGAGCUGGAAAAGCUCUCUUCAGAAAAGGUAGUAGAUAUCUAUCGUAAAUGUGGCGGUAAGGGGUUUGCUGUCCAUCUCAAGUCCUAUUUAGUGGAUUUGUUAAAGCGAAGAGAAAACUUUCAAUCAGUUGUAGAUGUGUUUGUUUCCGUCCUGGCAAGGCAAACAAGGGCGGACGAAACUGCUGCGCUUCCUCGUUUGCUCUUGGAGAUAACGCUCAAAGAUAUUUUUAUUGCUUUGUUAGAGGUAAUGCCUGAUGCAGUUCACAGUCGCCUCGUGUCUCUCUAUUCGAGUCUGUAUUGCGCUGUUCCGUUCGCUUACGUUCUUCAACUUUCUGUAGACGAUACUCGAACAGUCACAAACUUUCAAUCUCUUGAAGAUGUUCUCGCAGUCCCAAGUCAUCCACUCGUCGUAUCAUGUGGUACAGCAAACGCUGUACGGAAAGGAAAAUCAACAUUGACGGGAAAGUUGGUAGGACAACUAGAGACUACGUCGUUAGGUUUUGAUUCGUUUGAUGUGUGCUCUGACGAAGGUGAUGGCGGUUUAUGUCAUUCCCCUUCUAUUGAUCUUUUACUUGAGGUCAAAUCUAACGUUCGUUACGGUCUCAACUUUGCCGAUGUCCACGGGUUUACGUAUGAAAAAAGUUUUUGUCAUGCUUUGUCAACUCUUUGCUCGGUUGCAGCUCUAGUACUUGUUCACGUGACUGCUAAUGACUUUGGUCCUGGAGGUUCUCUUGGUGACAGUUUGCGAUCGUUUUUACUAGAUAGUUGUAAUCUUCACUGCAGCAACGCAGAAAUUGCCAUUUUUGUUCGUGAUGUUCCCAGUAGUGCAGAAAUGUCCCAUACCAUUCCACAAUCGUCAUCAAUUAAUCAAUCGUUAGGAGAGAUUUUUCCUAAUAGAAUAGCACAAGUUGUGUUCGUCGAAGAUCUUGCCAAAUGUCGCACUCAGGGGCAGCGACAGAUGACUGUUAUACGUAUUAAAGAUGAGAUGGCACCGAUAUUUGACAAACUCAAACAACGAUUACCUUGCUCCGAAGUUAUUCAAAGGAGUCUGGUAGGCAAUUAG